Molecule: messenger RNA, 4919 nt
Organism: Neopelma chrysocephalum (saffron-crested tyrant-manakin)
Lineage: Eukaryota; Metazoa; Chordata; Aves; Passeriformes; Pipridae
Gene: MACROD2
Product: MACRO domain containing 2
Exons: 19
Coding region: 165-1538 (457 amino acids)
Biological process (GO): peptidyl-glutamate ADP-deribosylation; purine nucleoside metabolic process; DNA damage response
Cellular component (GO): nucleoplasm
Molecular function (GO): ADP-ribosylglutamate-[protein] hydrolase activity
Source: RefSeq, a predicted model, not a curated record
CGUGCGGCGGGCGCGGAGCCGGAGUCGGACCCGGCGGGAGCGGCGGCACCAGCGGCGGCGCGGGGCGUCGGUAUCGCUCGGCUCUGGCUCUGGCGCGGCGUCUCCUCCACCCCCUCGUGAGCCUGGGGAACCUGCAGCUCAAAGCCGCCGCCAGCCACACCACCAUGUACCCCGGCAACAAGCGGAAAAAGCUCUGGCGGGAGGAGAAAGAGCGUCUGCUGAAGAUGACCUUGGAAGAAAGACGCAAGGAGUACUCGGGGGACUACGUUGCAUUGAAAACUAUUCCAACGUGGAUGGAAGACUUAAAAAGCAAGAGUGAAAGUGAUGGUGAAAGCACUAAAGAAGACGUGCAGGGGAAGAAAAGUCUGAGUGAGAAAGUUUCUCUCUAUAGAGGUGACAUUACACUGCUGGAGGUCGAUGCCAUCGUUAAUGCUGCUAAUUCCAGCCUCCUUGGAGGUGGAGGAGUGGAUGGCUGCAUACACAGAGCUGCUGGGCCCUGCUUGGUUGCUGAGUGUCGGAACCUGAGUGGGUGUGAGACCGGACAGGCCAAAAUCACCUGUGGGUACGACCUGCCUGCCAAAUAUGUGAUCCACACUGUUGGGCCAAUUGCAAGAGGCCACCUCACUGACAUUCAUAAAGAAAACUUAGCAAGUUGCUAUAAAUCCUCUCUGAAACUGGCAAAAGAAAACAACAUCAGAUCAAUUGCCUUUCCCUGUAUUUCAACCGGAAUUUAUGGUUUUCCAAAUGAGCCUGCUGCUGUCAUUGCCCUUAACACUAUUAAGGAAUGGUUAAGCAAGAAUCACAAUGAGGUGGAUCGUAUCAUCUUCUGCGUCUUUUUGGAGAUUGACUACAAAAUUUUCAAGAAGAAAAUGGGCGAGUUUUUCCCUCUAGAUGAUGCUAAUGAAGAAGGGCCUGAGCUGAGUGAAGAGACAGGAUUGGAACAAAAAGGCCAAACUCCAUCUCCCACAAAGAGCAAAGCGGAGCAGCCUGAGGAUCUGCAGGAUGAUGCUGAAGUAGGUGGUGAUGGCACAGCAGAGAAGCAAAACACUGAUGAAACUGAGGCCCAGAGCCGAGAAGCAGAUGAGACAAAACCUUCAGCUGCAGCCAGCCUAUCACCAUCAGAAGACACAGAGCUGAGUGAGGAUAAAGACUCCCUGAAAGACUCCAAAGGCACGCGGGAGAGUGAUCCAGUGCAUCCUGUGGCGUCUGGGCAAGAUCAAGCCGAAGGACAACAGGAUGUUUCUGCAAAGGAGAUGAAAACUGGGGCAGAUUCCCAAAGCUCCUGCAUGGAUGUAGAAGAGACACUGUUGAACCAAGAAGACACAACAGAAGUUGAGACACCUUUGAUUCCUGGUGCAGAGGAAAAGGAAGAAGGAAAAGAAGAAGAAGGAGGGAUGCAAGGGCAAGAAGAAACUUCUGUGGAGCCUAUGAAAAUUGACCUUGCAAGUGAAGCAGCAGCCAUUUCAAAUAAGGAUGCUGAAAUGAAUAGUCAAGUUGAAAGUAUAAAUGAUCCUAUGGAAACAGAGCGGAAAGCUUAAGUAACAGGAAGGAUGCAGGAGAGGAGAGACCCGAGGAAACGCGACCGGCAGGCGCUGACAUCCUACAGCAUCAUUCUUGGCAGAAAAGAGCACACAGAGAUGCUCCACGGGUUGGGAGGGAGGGAGCUUUGGGGGAAUGACUCUUUGCUUUAAUUUCUCUUUGUUCUUCAUUGCAUUUUGUUCUGUAAACCUGUUGGAAAGAAUCAUAACUUCCCAGUUCUAACAAUGUUUUGCAGUUAUCCUUGCAAUUACAACAGUUUCUUAUGAACUGUGAGUCCCUGUCUUAUAUUGGGUCUCUUUUCCUCCUGCAUCAUAUCAUCAGUCACCUGUUUCCAGGCCCACCCCUUUUCUAGCAUCUUUAUCUUCUUUCCCAUGAUCAACCUGUGCUGUGCCAUGUCCCUUACCUGUGAAUAGCACACGUGGCCUCAAACUGCCAGCACCCCAAAUCUGUCCUGCUUUUUUUUCCAGUUAGUUCUGCACGCCCCAAAACCAGGGCCAUAAGUAUGACCUUUGGGUACAGGUAGGCAACAGACAUUUCCUCAAGCCUGCAGACACUCUGCAUUCGAGGCAUCUUUAAAUACAGCUCUCAGCUUUAGCAGCUUCACACUGUACCUUGUGUGAGCCCUCAUUAGAUUUUCCACUGCAUAUGCAUGAUUUUCUUUCUGUUUUUUUUUUUUUAAAGCAAUUAAGAGUUAUUUGGAUAAGAAUGUCUCACCAUAUGUCAAUUGUUCUGCCAGCAAAUGCUGCGCUGAAAUUUGUAAAAAACUAACAGAAGGGUUGCACAUACAUUUCCCAACCGUGCUGUAACCAAAACUGAUGGACAAUACACCGGAUGGAAGAGCACACAACCCAUGUCCAGGGCUACAAAAUGUAUUUUAAAAUGCUGCUAAGAAUAAUUUGAUCAUUUUGAGCAAAAUAGUUGCUUCUAAUUUGAUAAUUGUAAGCAAAAUAAUUGAUUCCAUGUGUUUUUUUUCUUCACCCAAAAUAUACGUGAAUCCCAAAAUAAGUAUUUAAAAUACGACCAAAAAAAAAAAAAAGAAAAAGAAAGUAAUAAACAAGGUAAGAUGUAUCUCUAUCCUCCUGUGAUCUGGGUUCGCGCCAGCUAGAGUAGUUGUGGUGAUAAACCAUGUGCUGGUGUAAUAGUGAGUCAAGUGUAAGUGUGGCCCCAACACACCAGCACAGACUUUGGCAGUCGGUGGCUGCCGUUAAUUCAAAAGGGUGUCAAGGAGAAACAAGGAUUAGAAAGGAGAACAAGAAAAACCCCAGAUUUCACCAGGACAGUACAACCUCUAGAAAGGCAGCCCACUAUUUCUUCCUCUCUGUGGGCCUCCAGGAUGUUUGAUUGAGGUGGAAUCAGAAGAGUAUUUCUGUGUGCUGGCUCCAGGGGUUUGUUCACCCCCUGGUUUGUCACUGGCACCAGAGAGGAUCUCGAGGAGCUUCUUCAUCACCUGGUUGUCCUGGUGGUGAGUACAUAACUCUGGGGUUGACUGUGGAGGGAGCAAAUGAGCUGAUGUAAGCCUCUGAAUUGGGUUGAUAAUCUUGCUAAGUUUGCUAACUCUGUCCCCUGUUCUUUCCGAGCACCCUUGAAGGGAUUCCUUGUUCCCUUUGAGGUGGUUCUGCUGCUUUUCUUUCCCAUCCUUGGGGUCGUGCUUGACAGAACGUGUCUUUUGGGACAUGGACUUUUUUUUCCUGUGGUUCCUUCUCCUGGUUUUCAUCAGUCUUGCAGUGGGAGACCUUGCAGGCAGUACCUCUACAUGGUGCACAUCCAUCCUCUAUGUUUCUGUAUAUUUUCCAUACUGGGUCAUUUUGUUUGAAACAGGCUGUCAUAACAGGAAGGUCAGAAAUGGAUAAACACCUUGGGAGGAUGGUAUAACUGCGGUAACUUCAGUCAAAAGAGUAUCCAGUCUCCUAAAUAUAGUUCUAUGCCUGUUUCCAUUGUGCUUGCCCAUGGGCAACAUUAACAGGGAUGUUAGCUGCCAUUAGCCACCUAUCAGAUGUCCCUUUUCCAUUGCCAGCCUCAGUUUUAGCAGAGGAGCCAAAGGGAGAGUUCUACAGGAGGCUGGCUGUUGAGGUGUGAUGGUUCAGAAGGAGACAAAUAAUCCUUAAAUGCCUUGUGAAGACUGACUGGUAGUUAAAGAAAAAAAUUAACUGCAAAGAUGCAUUGCAUUAGACACUCUCUAACCCCUGACAGUAAUUCAUUGUGCUUUUCAUUUGACCUUGGUCCUCAGAUAGCAGUGAGUCUUUGAAACCACAAACCAUUCACCCAAGGAUGCGGCGGCAAAGCGUGAACUGUAAAGCAAGGAAACAUAAGAAUUGAUUAAGUCCUUUCUGGACAAUUUGCAGCCAUGUCUAUGUCUGUCUUUCUUUGUGUGGGUUUUGGUUUGAAUUGUUGGAGAUUUUCACAACUCAUAAAGUGAGUGUAGUUUGGCAGUGUGAGUUCUCAGCUGCGCUAGUAGUCGAGGCUGCACCCAUGCCCCUCUGUUGUUUUUGCUGGAGCUGCAGAAAGGCAGGGAGCUGGUUCUGUAGAAGAGCAAGCAUCAGAUGGAGAAUCACCCCACUGGGAUUUAUGUCAAAGAUUUUGGUUUAAAUCCAAAAUGUGUUUGCAAUAGGUGGUGUAAAGGGAGUAGCAGCCCUUGGGUGCUGAUGUUUGCAUUCAAAGUAUGAGGCUCUGCUUGAUGGUUGUUUCUCCUGUGUCUGAAAGCGCUCAUCCCUACCAUUAGACCGAUAUUCCUCGGGCUGGUGACUGCUCCCAUGAUGAAUGGGUUUGCUUUCAUGCAGACAUCCAAAGGCGAUGCUUGAGACAUAGUCUGUAAUAAUGGGUCACGCGUUCACUGCAGCUAAUUGUCAAUCUUUCUGUAAAGCACUGAGAAAGCCUCUCUGUGAAUUAACACUGUUCUGCUUUAGGCACUUGAAUGAAAUUGUAUUAAAAAAAAAAAAUUUCUCUAUAUGCAUUGCAUGCCAGCUUUGCUUUUAAAAUUACAAACUGUAACAGAGUAUGUGGAUCUAUUUUCUCGGGGAAUAGGGAUUUUUAUCAUAUGAUUCAUCUAGGAUUUGCCUUACCCUGACAUUUGUGAUAUAAUAUAAAGUUUAAAAAAAAUGUAAAAAUUAAAAAAGGUAAUUUUCUUGGCCAAAAAAAAUAUGUUUUUACUUCAAUGCAAAGAAAUGUAGACUGUUGCUUGCAAAAUGUCUUCUAAUGGAUGGUCUAGCAGCUAUAUGGGUUAGCACAUGCCUUUUCUGUUACUCUGUCAUUUACAUGCUGAAUUUGUCUGAGUCUUGUUACUUUUCCUUUUGUCUGUGCCAUGCGUUGGAAAACUUAAAGAACUGAUGCCUUCAUACUACCGUGUUAAAGCAAAACGUUAAUAAAGCUUGUCCUGAAGACAA